Symbiodinium pilosum is the source of this 1746-nucleotide messenger RNA. Lineage: Eukaryota; Dinophyceae; Suessiales; Symbiodiniaceae. The record is from the annotation of a GenBank genome assembly.
AUGGGCGAAGCAGAAAUACAGCGGGAGGAAAACCCUAAGGAUGAUGAGAAGCCCAAGUCAGAGAUGGGAGGUGAGUUAAUGUUGUUUGAUGAUGGGUCCAUGACGGCGGACAAGGCGCAGUCCAGCGCUAUGAGCUUGAUCAUCAACUAUGCAGAUCCAGCACUGGCAGCUGGCACAGCAGUCCUUGGUUUAGGACUGGUGGUGCUCCCUUUUCUCAGCAAGCUGAACAAGCUGGCUUCAGAUGAUACGUUCCGAUACCAGGCACAUGGCGAGACGAACGCGAAGCAGCCCAUGAGGUUGUUUACAGAGGCUGAGCUCCGCCAGAGACUGGGCUCCUUGGACGUUGAUGCCGUGGCCAUGGAGAUUACCAUGAGCACAAAUGAGCUGGAUGAGCACAUGGAGGCCUCCAGCAUGGAAGAGACGGACGAUGAGGUCAGCAGAAUACAGAAGUGGCGCGACUCCGUCAACGCCAAUCUGAAAAGCCUGCAGAAACGUUCAGCCCUUGCUUUCCUAGGGCUGCCACCAGAUUCAAACAUGAAUGACAUCAAUGCAAUGUACAAAAAGAUGGCGCUGGAACUCCAUCCGGACAAAGGUGGUGAUCCAGAAAAGUUCCAGGAAUUGCAGGAAAUGAAGGAGCGCCUUACAGAUUUGGAGAAAGACGAGGAGGACGGCAAAGACGGCAAAAAGGACACGGAGGAGGAUCCUGAAGAGGAGGAGGCCAGGAAAUUGAAGGAAAAGGAAGAGGAGGAAGAGAAGAACAGAUUGCCGCCAAAUGAAAGGAUAAAGAAACUGCGCAUGGAUGUCCAUGACAAUACAGUCCGACUCUGGGAACGCGCCAAAAAAUCUCGGGAUGAAAUCGUUGGAGACAAGGCUCUGAAGUCCAAUUCUCAGCCCGCCCUGAACAUCUUGCGCCUCUUUGUCGAGCGAUUUGUAGCAAAUGAGAUCAAGACGCUUCGACAUGACGACACAAGAGGGGCUGAAGCAAAGUUGCGAAAGUUCUUGAAGCAGGGAGCGGAAAUUUUGUCAGUGGCUGCACUUGCAGAUGUGCAAGCCACACUGUCGACACUGGCCAUGCACUUCAACUAUCGACUUGUCGCUCGGAGUGGCUCACCUGACAUUAAGAACAAGUGCGCGGCUUUGCUGGAGGCUGUGGGUGAGGUCCCGCAGCUGGCAGAGCAAUUCCUGCAGCAAAUGGAAGCCGAUUUGGCAGACCAGAGGGACCGCGACAAACGCCGAAAAGAGCGGAUGGCCGCCGAGCAGCGUGAGCGCGAAGCGCGAGGGGACUUCAGUGGCGAGGCUGGCAAGAAGAGUGACGAGGCCCAGGCAAAGGCCAAGUCGGAAGCCAAGCCAGCACAGAAGGAGCCACAUGCCAAUGGCGGAUACCCUGACGCAAAGUCCCAAGCAACGCAGCCAAAACCAUCGGAAGCCAAGCCGGACCCUUUUGCAGACUUCGACUUCGGCGAGCCUAAAAAGGCUGCGGCCCCGAAAGCAGCACCAAAAUCAGAGGCGGUUGCUGUCAAAACCGAAGAUGAUCGAAGUGCAAUACAAGCGGCGGUGAAGCAGAAGCGAACAUCUUGGGAUGCAGCGUUUGACCACCCUUAUGCUGGAGCUCUGAAGUCCAACGGAACUGGCAUUUACUGCAGACCUUGCCAGAGAUGGAUCGUUACUUACGAGUACAACACGGAGGUGUUUCUGACCCAUGUGGAGAGAGUACAUCCAAAGCCUCCACCUGGCUGGUCCGUUUAA